AUGUCAUCUUUCCUGUCGGAUCUCAAGGAAUUCCGCGAUAUACUACAGGCGUACGCCGGGUCGGGCUCUGUCCCAAAGCAGGAGAACAUUCUUUCCAGCUUACUCAGCCGCUGUGAUUCCGUCAUUCUUGUUGUUGCUGAUGAGGAUGGUACCAAGGCUACCAAUGGAGAGAUGUCUACUGACUGGGCCUUGCUGCAGAAAGACUGUCUCGAUUACCUGGAGAGUCACCAAACCCUGCUGCAAAGUGCACAAAGUGAAGCUUAUAAAAUCGCAGAGGCCAUUAUACUACUUGAGAUUGCCCACGAAAAGGUUACAAACAGGGGCAUCGACGAUAAACGGAAAACUGGCAUGGAUAAUGGAAGAAAUAACAAAAGAUUGAUCUAA
This is a messenger RNA of Aspergillus calidoustus, 384 nucleotides long. NCBI's taxonomy places the organism in Eukaryota, Fungi, Ascomycota, Eurotiomycetes, Eurotiales, Aspergillaceae. The record is from the annotation of a GenBank genome assembly.